AUGCUUCUGCAUUUGUCAAAGUGCCAUUCCUACCCGACGUCUUUGUCCAACUCAGUCAUCCCUCAUCCAUGGUCUUUGUUACCUCGCAAUCAUAUCGACCCCACGUUGCUUCCCUCUAGCCGCCUCACCCCGCCAAAGGAGCAAAUAUUCCCUGCUUGA
Molecule: messenger RNA, 159 nt
Organism: Pochonia chlamydosporia 170
Lineage: Eukaryota; Fungi; Ascomycota; Sordariomycetes; Hypocreales; Clavicipitaceae
Exons: 1
Coding region: 1-159 (52 amino acids)
Source: RefSeq, a predicted model, not a curated record